Molecule: messenger RNA, 1236 nt
Organism: Symbiodinium natans
Lineage: Eukaryota; Dinophyceae; Suessiales; Symbiodiniaceae
Source: the annotation of a GenBank genome assembly
AUGCUUCCAGAACCUGGAUGUAGAACUGGAGCACAGGAGCUGGAUGCUGGACUCCCGGUCAUUGCGUUCUACCAUGCCAACCUGCAUCCGAGAGGGAGUCGGUUUGUUCAUGUUUGCACACGCAGUGGCAGGUCGCCAAUUGCGGGCCUUUCCUCAGGUUGGCUGCGAGGGGAGAUAUUGCAGAAAGCGGAUCGCUCUGACCACGUUCUGGUUCGGUUUGCAGGCCCAUUCCAAGAUCCGCUCGCCGGCUUUGCCGAGACGCUGGACAUUCCGGUCCCGCACGCUCUGGUGAGGAGAGCUGAUUCCGUGCUCGGUGCAGACGAAGACCGUGCUGUACAUGAUCGAUGUCCCAAAGUGUGGACAAGGAAUUCGCGACCGUGUCAGCAACCGCUGCUGUCCGUACUGCUGCUGCGUUGGUGGGACUAUCGAGCCAAUUCCACGUGGUCGGACUUCGCAGUCACAAAUGACGGUAUGCUUCGGGAUCUCAUGGAUGGCGAAUGUGGGGUUUUCCCAUCGCUUGCUGGAGAGUUUGAGCUCUACACCGUCUUCGUGCAACGGUCGGCCGACUUAGAGACCUUGUCAGAGAACUGGGCCCAAGCAGUUCUGGCAGGGAUCAACCAAGUCGUGUGGUAUUUCUUGUGGCCCUGCCCGCGCUCAGACGCAGACCAAGUUGCAGGGUGUGUGAGGGAGCAUAGCUUUUUUCAACUGCAGCAGCGCAUGGAGAGGGUUGGCUUGCGCAGUGGCUGGCCACAUCCAUCCAUGUUGUACUGUCAGCUUGCCGGGAAGCUAUGGAUUCCACAGAUGAGCUUGAACAGGGACUACAGGGUCCCACCCACGGUCCGAGUUCACCAUGCUGAUGUUCGGCGGGAUCCACUUGCUGCUGCGCAGCACGCGAUUGAUGACUUGCUCUGGCUUAGAAGAGAGGUCUGGGGCGAUACCCCGGCAGAGAAUGCGUUCAAUACAUCCACUGUGCGUGGUGUUGCCAAGUUGGGCUUCAGCUGGCAGGGCGAUGAUGUGAUCCCCUUUGCAGGCGUGGAGAACCUGGGUCGCGUGCUGUGCAGACUGGCAGGCCAAAACAACGAGCAGUUAACCUGUGUCGCAGCUUGUCUGUGCAUUAUGUACAAGUACUACGAGGACAAUUUGCAUCGUACAUACAAGAUUCAGGGGUGGCGUGUUUCUGACCAAAGUUCUCAUGCAUUCCUGAGUUUCCUGGCAUGCGCUGCGCAUGCACCGUGA